Messenger RNA from Morchella importuna, 777 nucleotides. RefSeq lists its product as uncharacterized. The transcript is spliced from 9 exons. Gene Ontology annotation, molecular function: oxidoreductase activity. The record is from RefSeq and is a predicted model, not a curated record. Lineage: Eukaryota; Fungi; Ascomycota; Pezizomycetes; Pezizales; Morchellaceae. The coding region runs from base 1 to 777 and encodes 258 amino acids.
AUGGGAAGACUCGAUGGAAAGAACUGUAUUGUUACUGGAGCCGCUGGCGGUAUCGGCCUCGAAACAGCAAUUCUGUUCGCCCAGAACGGUGCCUCUGUCAUGAUGUCAGAUGUCAAUACGGGUCAAUUGGAGAUUGCACUCGCCAAGGCAAAAAAGCUUGUCCCCGGAGCUAGAAUCGAGUCCCAUCAAGCCGACGUUUCAGUAGAGCCUGAGGUCGAGAAUCUGGUGGCAGCGUUAGAUAGUUGGGGUGGGGUUGAUGUUAUAUUCAAUAACGCUGGUAUCAUGCACAUGGAUGAUGGCGAUGCUAUCAGUUGUACGGAGGAUGUCUGGGAUCUGACGCAGAAAAUUAAUGUUAAAGGCGUUUGGUACGGUUGCAAACAUGCCGUUCUGUCAUUCCGCAAGCACAACAAGAAAAAGGCAUCGGUCAUCAACACCGCCUCUGUUGUUGCUCUCGUCGGCAGCGCUACUGCACAGGUGGCAUAUACCGCUUCUAAGGGCGCAGUUUUGGCAAUGACGAGAGAAUUGGCCAUGGUGCAUGCUAGAGAAGGUUUCCGCUUCAACUCAUUGUGCCCAGCUCCCCUAAAUACUCCACUCCUCCAGAAUUUCUUGGGCGACGAUCAAGCAAAGCGCCACCGCCAUGGUUGUCUUUUGGCAAGCGAUGAGAGCAGCUUCGUCAUCGGCCAGGAGAUGAUUGUUGAUGGUGGCAUGACAAGGGCUUAUGUCACUCCGGAGGGACCAUCAGUCCCAGCACCUCUGAACAACGCAUUUGGUCGUUGA